AUGCGUAAGCUGGGGGACAAAAUCAAUGCUCGAAUUGAAGGACUUGAACCCCGGCUCAAUCCAGCGCCACGGAUCAGGCCACCCUUAUCGGCAGAUAAGAAGAAAGAAGGAGAAAGAAUAGGGAAGGACUUACCUAUUGCUAUAGCGGCUCCGGAACCGGCUACUGCUACCGGUCCUGAAAUAGAAAGGAAGAAAAAGAGUAAGUCUAAGAAGAAAAAGGGAAAGGCACCGGAGAGGGUUGAAAAUGCGGUUGAACCGGGUUCUACUGACCCCACGCACUCGUCCGUCUCUGCUGCCAUGUCUCAAAGUCGGGCCCCAUCUCGUCCGCCAAACCCAGAUUCUCUUGAAGAGAACUGGGUCACAGUGCACACAAUAUUUGACUGCUCAGCAUGGGACUCCCAGCGGGGAACCAUGUUGAGAAUAACCGGACUAGACAGACCAAGACGUAACCCCCUUAGUUUGCAGGACCUGGUUCAGAGUAUGGUCUCCGAAGAAUCCAAGUGGAAAGCUGUCCAGGCGUUCUGCGAGGAGGUACUCAAGGCCAAGGAGGAUACUGAGCGGGCCCGGGAAAUAGAACCGGGGGCUACGCUCCAGAGAAGAAGAAGAACAGGGAGGCGCAGACGCAACUAUGCGAAUGCGCCCCCCCCGUUGGCGGCAGACAGAAGGAGGAAAGAAAAGGAGACGGUGGCACAAGCUACUCCCGUAGCGACUGUUGUGGCACCUGGACCCGAAAAGGAAAAGAAGAAGGCCAAGAAGGCGAAAAACAAGGAGGACCCGAGGCCGCCGAACCCAGACUCUCUGGAAGAAACCUGGGCCACGGUGGUCAAAAGGAAGAAGACAAAGGAGAAGUCGCAUCCGCAACCGCAACCGGGGAAGGCAACCAAAGCCAAGAAAAGUCCCAAGGCUAAGGCAAAGCCGAAGCUCAGGACUCCCCGGUCGUCGGCAAUAGUCCUCACCCUCACGGACGAGGGAAAGGAGAAGGCGAUGCUGACCUAUCAGAAGGCCCUGCUCAUCGCGAGGUCGAAGAUAGAUCUCAAGGAGAUUACGGGUCUUGAGACCCUCAGAGUCCGCAAGGCGGCAACGGGGGCCACAGUUCUGGAGCUCCCUGGGGCGAACAGCGGCUCGAAAGCCGAUGCCCUGGCUGAAAAGCUGGGGACCUUGUUCGGCGGAAAGAUGAAGGUGACGCGGCCCGCGAAGACUGUAGACAUCAGGAUCUCAGGAAUCGACGAGUCGGUCGGCGAAUUGGAACUGCAAGAUGCAGUGGCCAAAAAAGGAGGAUGCCAAUUCAACGACGUGAAGAUUGGCCAGAAGAGGGACGACAGGGGCUCCUAUGGAAACAUAGGCAGAAGAAGGCCAAGACGGCGAUACGCGCGCGCAAGCUGUGCGACAUCUGCCCUCGGCUCGGGGCUGGGCAAAGGCUUAGCUGAUACCAGCCCCUUGACCGAACAGAGCAGUGGCAGACGGGCUCUUGGAUGGUUUAGUGGGUAG
Messenger RNA from Leptosia nina, 1488 nucleotides. The record is from the annotation of a GenBank genome assembly. Lineage: Eukaryota; Metazoa; Arthropoda; Insecta; Lepidoptera; Pieridae.